GUGCUCUUGUGCACAGAAUCUCCAUCAAGCUCAUUCAGACAAAGAGCUUCUCCCGUGGGACAGCACAGCAGAGCCAGACGCUACCAUGAAGUCCAUGAAGUCUCAAUCACAAACGGAAUACGGCAGGCCGAUGCUGCAACACUUCCUUUUCGAUGCAUCGUACCGCAAUCUCAAUCAUAGUUCCUUCGGAGCUCAUCCACGAGAGAUCCAGGCCAAGUUACGCAGCUACCAGGAUCAGGUAGAGGCAAUGCCAGAUCCUUUCAUUCGUUACAAGUACUCCCAGCUCGUGGAUGAAUCCAGACAGGCUAUUUCCGAACUACUGCACGCGCCUGUCAACACGGUUGUGUUUGUUCCCAACGCAACCAGCGGCCUCAACAUCGUCCUCCGGAAUAUGCAGUGGAAUAAGGACGGGAUGGACGAAAUUCUCUAUUUCAGCACAAUCUACGGCGCUUGCGGCAAGACUGUGGACUAUAUUGUCGACUCUUCUUAUGGUCUUGUGUCGAGUCGCCCAAUCCAUCUUCCAUAUCCGUGCGAAGACGACGACAUUGUGGCUUGCUUCAAGGACGCCGUCCACACUAGCAAACGCGAUGGGAAGCGACCUACGCUAUGCAUCUACGAUACAGUAUCCUCGCUACCGGGGGUUCGCUUCCCGUUCGAAGCUAUGACUAGGACUUGCAGAGAGCUCGGCGUGAUCUCCGUCAUUGAUGGAGCCCAAGGAGUCGGAAUGAUCGAUAUUAACCUCGCCGAUCUCGACCCUGAUUACUUCUUCAGCAAUUGUCACAAGUGGCUAUACGUUCCACGCGGCUGCGCAGUUUUCUACGUACCGCUUCGCAACCAGCACCUCAUGAUGUCGACGCUCCCAACAUCGCAUGGCUACGUGUCAAAAGCAGCGACCCGGUCUAAUUCUAUGCUGACAGAUGGCAAAAGCACGUUCGUGAGCAACUUUGAGUACACGGGUACCAUUGAUAACUCGCCUUACCUCUGUGUAAAGGACAGCAUCAGGUGGAGGAGGGAGAUCCUCGGAGGCGAGGAGAAAGUCUUUGAAUAUCUGGUCAUGCUGGCGAAAGAGGGCGGGCAAAGAGUUGCCGGCAUUCUGGGAACUGAGGUUCUGGACAAUGCCACGCGGACUGCCACGAACUGUGCCAUGGUGAACGUCAGGCUUCCUCUUGCGAUUCAACACAACGCUAACCAGAGCGAGGAGGGCUCCCACACCGGCCAGGCAGACGGUCCAGCUAAAGGAGUGGUUCAAUCCAAGGACGUCGAGAGAGUCUCGGACUGGAUGAUGAAGACUCUCGUGGACAAGUACAGAACUUUCAUAGUCGUCUACGUUCACGGGCAACAUUUGUGGACGAGGCUCAGCGCGCAAGUAUAUUUGGAUACCAACGACUUUGAGUGGGCCGGGAGAAUAUUGCUUGAGCUUUGCGAGAAGGCGGCGAGGAGGGAAUAUGAGUCCGGGCCUGAGAUAGACAUUGCUAGUUGA
Molecule: messenger RNA, 1480 nt
Organism: Phialemonium atrogriseum
Lineage: Eukaryota; Fungi; Ascomycota; Sordariomycetes; Cephalothecales; Cephalothecaceae
Product: pyridoxal phosphate-dependent transferase
Exons: 2
Coding region: 86-1480 (464 amino acids)
Source: RefSeq, a predicted model, not a curated record